AAAAUAUGGUCCUCAACAUAAAGCGAGCUUCUUCCCUGGAUGGAGCAACUAUAAAUGUGCAAGAUGUGCUAAAGCCGUUUGAUCAUCAGGUCGGCGGUCACACCCCGUUCACUUCCCUGCCAAAUGGACACUUGCUUAAACCUUGUGAGGAGCGGGAAAUCCUGUUCUACCAGAAAAUGCCAAAAAUCUUGAAAUCAAUUGCUCCGCUGUGCUGUAGCACAAUUCAAGGCAGCUCUGUGAGCACACUAGACGAUAGCUGCUCGAAUUGCCGACACCAUCAGUUGGAGAAUGUGGUAAUACCGGAAAGUAUCGAAGGAUCGCCUAUUUUGAAUAAGCGAAAACUUUCAAAAAAUUUCAUAGUCCUCUCGGACCUCACCUACCGUAUGAAAUCCCCUCGAAUCCUUGACCUGAAGCUCGGCACACGACAACACGGCGAUCAGGCUACCGUAUCCAAAAUUGCGUGUAUGACCGCAAAAUGUCAAGCUACCACGUCAGCGACGCUAGGAAUCCGGCUCUGCGGCAUGAAAAUUCCAUUUUUGGAGCAAAAUUCCCAGAAUUUUGCUCCAAAUUUUGCUCCGAAUUCGGCAGCUCCAAAUUUUGCUCCAAAAUCCGAAAUUUCAAUUAACAAAUAUAUGGGACGAUCUAUGGACAAAACUGAUCUAUUUCUGGCGGUCAAACAAUUUUUCGACGUGCCUGAAGCAGUUCUGGAGGAAGUUGAGCGAAGGUUGCUCGGAAUUCGAGAUGUGCUCUGUGGAGCCGAUGGGGUGCGGCUCUUCGGAGCAUCUUUGCUCAUUGUCAUUGAAUCUAAUUUUAGUGACUCACAACUCCCAAUCGAUAAUCUGGUACGCAUCAAAGUGGUGGAUUUCGCGAACGCCACAUUCGGGGGUCUUCAAGGCGACAGUUUCUAUGAUGGACGGGAUGAUGGAUCGAUUUUGGGUCUUGAGACGCUUUUGGAGAUUGUUAAGGGCAAAAAUUGAAUUGGGGAUUUUGGAUUUUUUGAGAAAAAAAAAUUUUUGGAAAAAAAAAAAUUUCGUAGAUUUUUUUGAAAAAUUUAAAUUUAAAAAAUUUGUUUUUCUUAAAAUUCACAAACCCUCAGUUUUUUUUCCGCAUUUUUGUAUUUUGCACCCAAUGAACCACCAUUUUCUCGUGUUUCUCAUUCUCCCGAAAAUCAAAUUUCCACAGCCUUUCUUAUGCUUCUUUGUCCUCCCGUAAUUCCUAAUGACGCAUAUCUCUACAUUUUAUAGAACAUUCCGCUGGGCACUUUUUUCUUAUUGUACUUUUCGCGUUUUAUGAAAUAAAUUUUUUUGGAUUUUAAA
This is a messenger RNA of Caenorhabditis elegans, 1316 nucleotides long. RefSeq names its product Kinase (gene Y22D7AR.6). Gene Ontology annotation, molecular function: kinase activity. Bases 6 to 977 code for a protein of 323 amino acids. Lineage: Eukaryota; Metazoa; Nematoda; Chromadorea; Rhabditida; Rhabditidae. Gene Ontology annotation, biological process: inositol phosphate biosynthetic process. The record is from RefSeq and is marked reviewed. The transcript is spliced from 4 exons.